AUGGGUUCCAAGUCCCUCGGCCGUCGGCCGUCAGUUAGCUUCCAUAUGGAGACCAGAAGCCGCGCCUCCAAAAUUACCCCGGAACCAACCGACGCUUCGACAGCAGAUUCAUCACCAUCAUCAUUGUUGUCGCUGUCAACGCCACCGUCCACUCCGCCCAAAAAUACAAAUUCUCGCAAACGAAAGUUGUCUGAUUCGGGCUCAGAUGACACAGAGAAUUCGAAUUCGUCAAAACCCAAGCGCCUGACACGACAAACCUCCACAGCACCGUCGCGGCCACCCUCAGCCACUCCACGGAAGCAAACAGCUCAAGUGCCCGCGUUCGACAGUGUCCCAGCUGCUACAAACACCGACAAUACACCUCUGCCGACUUCAUCAUCUACCAUUUCUGUGGAAUCUGCUAGGUCGUUGAGGCGAAGCUCGCGUAUAGCACGAUCGGAUGCAUCGGAGGUCGUCCGUGAUGCUGGCCAUGAUGGAACGCCAUCCUCAUCACCGCCUACACAAACAGGUCCAGUGAGUCUCCCAGAAGCCGGAUCUUCAGACGUAACCACAAACAAUCCUGCAACUCCGCCAAAACCCCUCCGUGCCUCGCAAUCGGCCAAGGAGACAACGCCGAAGAAGGCGCACAAGGCGAACAUCAGCUUCCAGGAGUACAAAGACAAGGCGUUCUGGCCAGAGUACAAUGCGCAGAAACCGAUAUACUACGCAAACGAUGCGACUACCCGCUACCGUCCUGGGGAGAAUGGCGACACUUCGGAGUCCCGCUCUCCUAGGAAGCCGGCACGCCGAGGUGGUCGUGGAGGAGGUGCUCACGCCAACGGCGGUGGACGCGGUAAAGGCAAAACCAGAGGUCGAGGAGGUCGCGCCGGUGGCGACAGUCCCGAACCACCAAAUCGAAGACGACCAUUGUCACAAGAGGAAAAACUCGAAAUCUCCAUCAUCAAGGCGAGGCAGCAAGAAUUGAAACGAUUCUUCAGCACCGUGGGCGCCCAGCAGAUUGAUAUCCUCGAGCACCUCUCGGGGCGAGACAUAGCCAAGAUUUCCCGAAAGCCCAAGGCACAUAGGCAUGUUCCUGAGCACGACGACGUGGUGGAAGACCUGGAGGCGACCAUGAAAGAGGUGCAGGAGCUCAUCCAAACACGAUUUGACCUCCAGGUCGAACAUGAAAAGCAGCGCCUGCAGCACGAGAAGGAAGUCAUUGAAGCGCAAUUCGAGAACCGCGUCACCGAAGCCCGCAAAGAACAUCUUGCCGGUGCAGAAGGCGACAUCAUCCUUUUCGAACGAGCUUACCGCGCCGCUCACGAUGACACCCACACCGAAUCUGGCUCCGACCUGGAUUACUUCCCACAUUACCACGAGCUCCCCGAACCAAACACUCAACCCCGUGGCUACUCGUCCCGGAAAAUCAUGGACGAAAAGCCCUUCAAGCAACAGUUGGCAUCUUUCGACGAACAGGCGCGCCAACAAGUGCUCAACGAGGACGUUAUUAGCCCCUUGUUUGAGCAAAUGGAACGGCGAAACAACGAAUGGCGCCUCGAGCAGCUUCGCAAGAAAUCGCAGACCUUGGAUGCGCUCUCUGCAGAAGCCAGCAAAGCACUCGAGAAUAUCCAAGGCUACCUCGUCCCACGACCGCUCGGUAUGUCAGAGAGCAAUUCGUAUGCGUUGUCGGCGCUGGCAGACGUCUCCGACUGGGUUGCACAGAAGCAUCCGGACCGUCAAUAUAUAUACAUGCCUCUUGCCCCAGGAGAUGUCUUCCCCAGGCAAGCUUUGGACUUCUCUCCAGUUCCUGGCCAGGCGCCAUCGUCUCUGCCACCACCACCACCACCACCACCGCCGCCGCCGCCAGCCGGGCCAUCAUAUCAGCUCAUUCGACCAGACUCGAGGAGCCGUGGCCGACGAUCAAAAUUUGCGCCCCAGAACAACGCGCCGCUGGCCGGCCACGUUGUCACUCCUCCUCCUCCUUCUGCGCAGCCGUUACCCCCAGCUCCCGGCCCUUUAGCACCUCCCAUCGGGCCGGCUUCUUUCCUCCCACCACGCCUGAUUUCAAGCGGACCAGGUCAGCCGAUUGCACCUGCACCGCCAAAACCCGCUCCUCCGCACCGCUCGGCAACCAACAUCAAUGUCUUCCGGCACAGUCCUCGACCGAGCGUCCAUCAACACGCCAUGGCUCGUCACAACUCGCUUGGCUCUCCGCUGCUGAACGGACCCCAGCAGUAUAUCUUCCAGCCGCCUCAACAGCCCUACCAGCAUCAAUCUGCGCCCGGACCGGCGCCGACUCCCCAGUACGGUCCCCAUCCAGCCAGUCCUCUCACUUCUGGGGCGGGCGCCAACAACAGCUCCGUUGCGAGCGCAGGUGCCAUCCCCAGUGUGAGCGCAAGCACAGGUGUCGGUAGUGUCAAUGCUCCUAGCAACGGUGGUGGUGCUAGUGGCAAUGCCGCUGGUGGUCCGACCAUGCAAGUCAUCGGCCAACAAACCAAGAUCCCAAUGACGUUCGUGAACCAGACGAUUGCAAGCCGCAACGCCGCCGCGGCUGCUGCGGCCAAUGCAAACGCAGCAGCCAACACGGCACCGAAUGCAAACGGCCAGGGUAAUGGCAAGAGGGUGCUGCUGCCGAAGUCGAUGUAG
Fonsecaea erecta is the source of this 2625-nucleotide messenger RNA. RefSeq lists its product as hypothetical. The coding region runs from base 1 to 2625 and encodes 874 amino acids. Lineage: Eukaryota; Fungi; Ascomycota; Eurotiomycetes; Chaetothyriales; Herpotrichiellaceae. The transcript is spliced from 2 exons. The record is from RefSeq and is a predicted model, not a curated record.